Parasteatoda tepidariorum (common house spider) is the source of this 2456-nucleotide messenger RNA. Its product is annotated as F-box/LRR-repeat protein 5. NCBI's taxonomy places the organism in Eukaryota, Metazoa, Arthropoda, Arachnida, Araneae, Theridiidae. The record is from RefSeq and is a predicted model, not a curated record.
AGAAAUGGCAACUUUUAAUCUCUCUUCUCUUCUGUUAUUGUUUUGAUACUGAAGUAUCGAUAACUCUUGAAAGAUAGAAAUUUUUCUAUUUUGUUAAGAAUAAAAAUAACUACACUGACUACAAUAAAUAAGUUAUAAAUGACUUUAUUCGUUUAAAUUCAGAAAAAUGGCUCCUUAUCCUGAAGAAAUCGAUGUAUUUUCUUUACCUCAUACAAGAAUGAAAGAGCUAGUAGAUGUGUACCGUGAAAAGCUGUUAUAUACUGAUUUUAAAGAUUAUGCUGCAGUCGAAUCUUUGUUGCACAGUCUGCAUCACACUUUCUGUGAAUUCAAGUCUCACGAGCAAAUUGAAAACAAGUAUAUCAUGAGAAAGUUGAAGAAACGCUUAAAACUAUUGUCUAUCCAUGAUGCCACUGUGUGUAACUGUCACUCUGAUAAUAAACUGUCAGACAUGUUGGCCCUGGUUAAAGACGGUUAUUCCUGCACGUCCAAACCUGAAGCAGAAAGAAUUAAUUUUGGCAUAAAACUGCAGGAUGCUCUGCAGGAUUUCACCUGUUCAUUUUUACCCCACAUGAAAGAAGAGGAAGAGGUUUUCCAACCGAUGUUAAUGAAGUAUUUUGGUUAUGAAGAACUGAAAUGCCUGAAGGAACAAGUGAUCAAGGAACACAGUAAAUGGUACACAUAUGACAUUCUCAAUGAGAAAUCAAGUCCUAUUGUGAGACUUCCGCAUGAAGUCAUUCUACACAUCAUGUCCUAUCUGAAUCCAAAGGAUGUCAUACGUUGUUCCCAAGUCUCUCGAUCUUGGAAUGAGAUAGCCUGGGAUUCUUCAUUGUGGAAAGACAUCUAUCCAUGCUUCUGGGCUCACGGCAUGUGGGAGAAUUAUGAAGAAGAUCAUGAAGAUUGCAAUGAAAAGUUUUAUGCAGGAGAAGAGGAUGAGCAUCACCAAAGAGAAGUGAGAGUUUUGGAAAAGAUUCUGAACCAUUUAGUACCUCAGAUUGGUGCAGGUGUACAAAAAAUAGUUUUAUCCUCAUCAAGGGGACUUACAAACAAUCUUGUUAAAGGAAUAUUCGAGUUGCUUAAACUUACAGCACCUCAACAUGUCAGGAUGUAAAAACGUAACAGACCUGGGUCUUUUCUGGCUGGCCGACUGCAUGGCCGUCUUACCACCCGAUCUCCCGGAUGGCUCCCAUCACCUGAGGGAGAUCUACCUGAGGGACUGUCUACAGGCAAACAACAACUGCUGUUGUGAGAUUGAAGAGACGGCAAGUUGCCUCAAAAUUGACUUUUGCAGCAGCUCUUGUUGCUGGCAGAGAGACGGUUUCAUGUGUCACCUGGCAAAGCUGUCUCUGAACUGUCCCUACUACAUGCAGCAGCCGGGUGCGAGCAGCGUUCGUAAGACGACGGCCACUUUCUUCACUUCUUCCUCUCAGAAGAGAAGAAGAGAGACAAAGUCUCUCAAGUUUUUGAGUAUUUCGGGUUGCUGUGAAAUUACGGAUGAAGGAUUGAGGUGCCUUUUCGAAGCGGGUGUUUUGAAGAUGUUGGAAUUCUUGGACGUGUCCGGUUGCUGGCUGUUGACGGGUCCCGGUCUUUGCUCUCUGACCAGCGCCCUCACCUUCCUCAAACCUGAGAAUCUGUUUUAUUGCGACCAAAUAGUGGACGGACCGCACCCGGACACUUCGAACGGCUGCCAGAAUUUAGAGACAGGAGUGAGAGCCUGUUGUCGUCAACUGCCGUAAAACCUCUUCUUCGAGGCCCCCAUGUUAAGCUUUCGCAUUUCAGGGUUGCCACUCCUGCAGGGAAUUUUGUUUCUUAUUUUCUUGUUGAUAUUUUAGUUCAUUUUAUUGUUUUAAGUAUAUGUUUCCAGCAGUUAGUCCUUACAUAAAAGUUCUUGUGUGUAUGAUAUGUACAGAGGGAAUUGAAGAUUUGAGUGGCUUUCAUAUUUUCUAUCUUUACACAGAAUAUGUUUUAUUUUAAUGAUACUCUAGAGUAGGGGAUGCACAGUCUUUUUGGGUGAAGGGUCAUUUACACAGAAGGGCUCAUAUUUAGUCAUGUUAGCAGCAAAUAUGAUAAUCUAGACAUUAACGUUCUGAGCACUAAAUAUCAGUUAACUUAAUAACAUAUAUUUGCAGAAAAUUAAAUACUUUUAAUUCAUUGAGUUUAUUUAAACCUAAAGAAACUAUUACUUUUUUUAAAAAAAUUUUCUCCAUUUUUCACGAUAAUUAAUUUAUCAAAUAUAUAUAUAUAUAUAUGAUGCAUGUAUUUAUUAUACAUACAUGAAUAUUGAGGGGGUUAUAAAUUUUAAUUAAAGUAAAUUUAUAAUGUUUAAGCUAAAACCAAAUUGUUGAAAAAUUCCUGAGGGCGUGCACGACAGUUGGCGGGCCGCAUGUGGUCUGCGGGCCAUAGGUUGUGCAUCCCUACUCUAGAGGACCCUAUACAAAGUUGCCAGUCUACAGGGAAAA